Molecule: messenger RNA, 2231 nt
Organism: Pogoniulus pusillus (Red-fronted tinkerbird)
Lineage: Eukaryota; Metazoa; Chordata; Aves; Piciformes; Lybiidae
Gene: KLHL31
Product: kelch like family member 31
Exons: 5
Coding region: 286-2190 (634 amino acids)
Biological process (GO): negative regulation of JNK cascade; negative regulation of protein phosphorylation
Cellular component (GO): cytoplasm; nucleus
Molecular function (GO): protein binding
Source: RefSeq, a predicted model, not a curated record
AUUGCGGGCCAAGGGAUCCUCCGCUGGCAUCCCAGGCUGAGCUUUGUCUGGGAGUUUGGAUCCUCGAAGGUUUUGCUCUAGGUUCUGCGGUGGAUGCGAACAUGGAGCAGGAGCUGGAAACCGAGCAGGAGUUGGAGCUGGUAACGGAGUGGAGCAGCAGCUGGUAAUGGAGCAAGAGCUGUCUUCUCAUUUUUCCAAGGAAGAGACAUUUUCACUGACAGCUUCUUGGACAGCUCUGGGACAACAUUUUUCUAAGGAGGCAAGCUGUAAUAUUCCGUUGCAAUCAUGGCCCCUAAGAAGAAGAAUGUGAAAAAGAACAAAGCAGAUAUCAAUGAAAUGACUCUCAUUGUGGAAGAUGGCCCUCUCAGUAAACUAAAUGGAUUGAAUGGACUCUUAGAUGGAGGAAAUGGUUUCAGUUGCAUCUCAUCUGAGGUUUCUGACCCAUUAUAUAGCCCAAAUCUCUUGGAAGGUCUAAGCAGAAUGAGACAAGAGAAUUUUCUUUGCGACUUGACUAUCAGCACCAAAACUAAGUCCUUCAGCGUUCAUAAGGUGGUGAUGGCUUCAAGCAGUGACUACUUCCACAACAUCUUAAAGAAAGAUCCAGCCACUCAAAGAGUAGACCUCAAUGAUGUAUCCCCAUUGGGACUAGCUACUGUUAUCACCUAUGCUUAUACUGGAAAACUUACUCUUUCACUUUACACAAUAGGUAGUAUUAUUUCCACAGCAAUUUAUCUACAGAUUCACACUCUUGUGAAGAUGUGCUGUGAUUUUCUAAUCCAAGAAAUCAGUGUAGAGAAUUGUAUGUACAUUGCCAACAUUGCAGAAACAUAUGGACUGAAAACAACCAAAGAGGCGGCGCACAAAUUUAUUAGGGACAACUUCAUUGAGUUUUCAGAAACAGAUCAGUUCCUGAAACUCACAUUUGAUCAAAUUAAUGAACUUCUUGCAGAUGAUGACUUGCAGCUGCCUUCUGAAAUUGUUGCAUUCCAGAUUGCAAUAAAAUGGCUGGAAUUUGACCAAAAAAGAGUAAAGUUUGCUGCCGAUCUUUUAGGUAACAUCCGUUUUGGUACCAUCUCAGCCCAAGACCUUGUCAAUUAUGUCCAAACUGUGCCAAGAAUGAUGCAAGAUGCAGACUGCCAUAAGCUCCUGGUGGAUGCCAUGAACUAUCAUUUGCUUCCCUACCACCAGAACACACUUCAGUCCAGAAGAACCAGGAUUCGUGGAGGCUUCAGAGUCUUAGUUACUGUUGGUGGACGUCCUGCUCUAGCAGAAAAGUCUCUUAGCAGAGACAUCUUAUACAGAGAUCCUGAAAAUGGAUGGAAGAAGCUGAGUGAAAUGCCUGCUAAAAGUUUUAAUCAGUGUGUCACAGUGAUGGAUGGAUUUCUCUAUGUGGCUGGUGGGGAAGACCAGAAUGAUGCCAGGAACCAAGCCAAGCAUGCAGUCAGCAAUUUCUGCAGAUAUGAUCCUCGUUUCAACACCUGGAUUCACCUGGCAAACAUGAAUCAGCGGCGCACCCACUUUAGCCUGAAUGUGUUCAAUGGCCUCCUUUUUGCAGUGGGUGGUCGCAAUUCUGAGGGGUGCCUCUCCUCAAUUGAAUGCUAUGUGCCUGCAACUAAUCAGUGGCAGAUGAAGGCACCCUUGGAGGUGCCCAGGUGUUGCCAUGCCAGUGCCGUGGUGGAUGGUUGUAUCCUGGUCACAGGAGGUUACAUUAAUAACGCUUAUUCUCGCUCAGUGUGCAUGUAUGACCCCAGCAAAGAUAGCUGGCAGGAUAAGUCCAGCCUCAGCACUCCAAGAGGGUGGCAUUGUGCAGUGUCCCUUCUGGAGAGGGUCUAUGUCAUGGGGGGGUCUCAGCUCGGUGGGCGAGCUGAAAGGGUCGACGUUCUCCCCGUGGAGUGUUACAGCCCUUACACGGGGCAAUGGAGUUACGUGGCACCGCUUCAGACUGGCGUUAGUACAGCUGGUGCCUCCAUCCUUAAUGGCAAAGUUUACUUAGUGGGUGGCUGGAAUGAAAUAGAGAAAAAAUACAAGAAGUGCAUUCAGUGCUAUAACCCAGAUCUCAACGAGUGGACAGAGGAAGAUGAGCUGCCUGAGGCUACUGUGGGCGUAUCCUGUUGUACAAUAUCCAUGCCCAACACCAAGACAAGAGAGUCCAGGGCCAGCUCAGUCUCUUCUGUCCCAGUCAGUAUUUAAAUAUGGGUCUAACCAGCAAUAAGUAAAAAUGUUUACCAGCA